AUGGCAGAGCAAAUGAUCGAAUUCUAUGAUGCUCCGGCUGAUCUGCAAGAGGGCGACUUUGAUCAAGAAGACCUCUAUGCCGAGUUUCCCGAUGAUACCGUCACUCCCACCCGAACGCCUGAACCACCCAGCGCCGCGCCACCCCGUGCGCAAGGUAUGGAGGAUCCACCAAUACCCCUUUCAGCCACCGUCCCGCUGUUUCGCCAUCCGCCAUCUGCCUCGUUGCUUUCUCCUCCUCCCCCUCCCUUUGCACCGCCUUUUGCCCUCUCAUGGUCUCAUCGUCUGUCUGACGACAACCCAGAAUACGUACCUAGCGCCAGUAGCGUCAGCGGUCGUGUCGCAGCUGCCCAAAACAAAUUUGUGUCAUCCGCGCCAGCCAAAAAAGCCCAGCCCAAGAAAACAGCCGCACCAGCUCGCCAGCCAACCCAGCGCGUUCGACCAGCUCAGUCCGCACAGACUGCCCCGGAAAAAGAGAACCCCGGUCGCGCUUUUGGCAACUAUCUGGGCACAGUCCCCGUUCGAAAUUCCAAGGGUGACGCCGUGGUUCUUCGUGCCUUCGACGCCAACCAAACCAAGCGAGCCAAGCUCGCUAAAACUGGACAUCCCGCGGCCAAAGGCCAGCCGGCUUUGGUGCAAAUCACGACCAAGGUGUUUCAGAUUGCCCUCAAGGGUGCCAAUCAAGCCUUAAAGCGGUGCCCCGUCCAGGAGGUUCGAUUUGUCAGCGUUUUAAACGGAGCCGAGGGACGAGACGUUGUGGCCAUCAUUACCCCAGCCCCGAAAUCGGACUGGUUCGAGUGUCACUUUGUUGAUGUGCCCGGUGGGCACGGUCUGCAGCUCUUCAGUGCUAUGCAGACGAACUUUGAACGCUUUCGCAAGCAAGGCACGGCCUCAACACCCUCGCCUACCCCGGCUGCUGCACGAGACAGUCCUUCGACGCGGACGGCACCCCCGGCAUGGCUUCGCGACGCCAAGAGCACGGGCAGUAGCAACACGACCGUCUCGACCAGCCAAUAA
This is a messenger RNA of Monosiga brevicollis MX1, 1014 nucleotides long. RefSeq lists its product as uncharacterized. The record is from RefSeq and is a predicted model, not a curated record. Lineage: Eukaryota; Choanoflagellata; Craspedida; Salpingoecidae. Bases 1 to 1014 code for a protein of 337 amino acids. The transcript is spliced from 3 exons.